UUUUUUAUUCUAUUCUAUACCCCUUUUUAUUGUUAUUAUUGUUAUUCUUUCUAAUUAUUAUAAAACAUAAUUAUUCUUUCUUUCUUUCUUGUGUAAUUCACUCUUGAUAUUUCAUUAAACAAACUCAUAUGACAGAAACUUUAAAGACAGUUUAUGCAAUCCAUGAUUUCAAGGCAGAAAACGAGGAUGAAUUAAAUUUUCAAAAUGGUGAAGCAGUUAUUGUUCUUCAGAACGAUAGUGGUUUCGAUGAUGGUUGGUGGAAGGGUCAAAACACAAAAGGUGAAAUAGGUUUAUUUCCAGUCAAUUUCAUUACGUUUCAGAAACCAGUUAAUACUCAACAAGUAUCAGAACAACAACAACAACAACCUUAUACACCUGUAUCAGCUUCUGGUGAUAUAUUAAAACAGGAUGUACAUUCAAUUACAGAGGAUCAUAAACAGCAACAGCAACAGCAACAGCAACAGAAACAUGAUUCACUUAUUUCUACGCAAUUUUCUAUUGAUGAUCCUGUUACAUCUUAUCUAACCGAUUCUUCAAGUUGUUCGACAUCAUCAAGUAGCAGUGCUGUUUCUUUUGAUAACACUGUAAAUAAUAAUUGCAAUACACUAAGAAGGUUGAUAAUAGAUGCAUCUUUUCUACCUGAAUUAAGCUCAACAUCACCAGAAGAUUGGGGUGUGAAUCAAGUUGAAGUAUGGUUGAAAGCAAUUCAUUUUGAUAGUAUAGCGACCAAUUUUAAAUUACAAGAAAUUACAGGAGAUGUUUUAUUAGAAUUAAAUAUGAAUUCACUUAAAGAACUAGAUGUGCCUACUUAUGGAAAGAGAUUUAAACUUUUUACUGCUAUUAAAACACUUCGAGAAGAAUAUGGUUAUCGACCUGCACAACGAAUGUCAGAUAGCUACUUUAUAAAUAAUCCUCGACGAAUUUAUCAGAAGAAAGAUAUCCUUUCAGCAUCUACUAUUUCAACUAAUCCUUCUCCUUCUAGAAAUAUGUUAUUAAAUCAUCAUUAUCAUCCCUUAGACGUUUCUCUAUCUAAUUACUAUUACAACUCAUCGCCAACAAAAUUUUCUGAAAGACAAAGUAAAAGGAAUCAAAAUCGUCAUCAUAGUAAAUUCAGGAGGAAUAUGUAUAAUGACGAAUCUUUUAAUAGAAUAAACUCUUGUAUGUCUCCUAUUUCAAAUUAUGACUGUAUAUCAAUAAAUAACCAACACCAUCAUAACUUACCAGCAUUAUCAAAUAAAAUACAUAUAGACUUAACUCAUCAAUUGCAUAACCAUCCAACAGAUGUACCCAUGAUUAGGGAUAGUUCACUGGAAUUCUAUUUUAAUAAUCAUCAAAAAAACACAGAUGUGGCCCCUGACAUGGAAGGUUGGCUUUAUAAACAAGGAUGUAAAUAUAAAAACUGGAAUAAGCGUUGGUUUGUGCUAAAAGGUACCAAUUUAUUUUAUUUUAAAAGUCCAACGGAUGUCCGUAUGAAAGGAAUCAUCAAUUUAAGGGGCUAUAAAAUUAUAGCAGAUGAAACAAUCCAGCCUGGCAAAUAUUCUUUUAAAGCUCAACAUGAAAAGGAGCGAACAUUUUAUUUUUAUACCGAAAUUGAUACCAUUAUGAAAACAUGGGUCAAGUGUCUUAUGAAAGCAACAAUUUCAAGAGAUUUCAAUAUACCUGUAUUAAGUUCUAGUUUAGUUCCUACUGUUUCAUUAGACGUUGCUCGUCGUAUGCGACCAAGACCUCCUUCUAUUUUACUUUAUAACGAUACUACUACUCGAAAUAGUGACAAUAGUGAUCUUCCUUCCUCCGACACAGCAUCUUCCUAUAUGUCAGUCGUAGAGCAUAACUAUGAACAAAGUUUCCAAGCUUCUGAUAAGAGUUACUCAAAUUCUAUUGUCAAACCAUCAAAUGCAGCUGUUUCAGAUAUGAGAACUGUGUCACCAGAUUAUAGAGACAAACCAAAUAAUCAGGAUUCGGGCUUUCACGAUCGUAAUAGUACAAUAGAACAAGCGCAUUUAAAUAGAGUGAUAAAUGAACAAGAGAAUAACGGGGAAGCAAAUUUAAACGGACAUAUAAUUAAAAAACAAAGACAAGAAGAAAAAUCGACACUACGUACCUCAUUUACUUCAUGGACUGCAGCAGAAUAUAUUCAAUGGGUGAAUACCAUUAGUAACCCUAAUAAAAUUUCCCAAUUGAAGGAUUUAAAACAAGGGGAUAUUUUGAUCAAUUUAUUAGAAGAAUUGAGUGGUAAACAACUCAAACAAUUACCUCCAUCAUCUACUGGUACUAAUAGUAUGUUGAUGUUGGAUAACAUGGUGGCUGUUUUCAAAUUUAUGAGCAUGGAGAACAUUGAUACAGAGGACCAAUUUACAAUAAAAGAUAUCUUGGAUGGUAACGAAGAGAUGAUUAUGCUCAUGUUACAGGCUAUCCUUAAAUGGUCCAUUCGUUCCAACAACGUUGCUUAAACAUAGCUCCUCUCUUUACACCUUUUUACGCAAUAAUGUUCCUUCUUUUAAUCCUCUUUUGAAUACAUAUUUUAUACAAAAACAAAAAACACCAGAGUUUGACAGACAAAUAUUAUACCUAAAAAAUUUAACAAGAUAAUAUAAUAAUACCUUCAUAUAUGUAUAUAUACAUAUAUAUAAGAACAUAUAUUGUUAUAUAUAAUAAAUAUAUUGUAUCUCACACACUAAUAGUAAAUCAUGAAUUCCUUCAUUUUUAUUAUAU
Messenger RNA from Cokeromyces recurvatus, 2712 nucleotides. RefSeq lists its product as uncharacterized. Bases 129 to 2450 code for a protein of 773 amino acids. The transcript is spliced from 8 exons. NCBI's taxonomy places the organism in Eukaryota, Fungi, Mucoromycota, Mucoromycetes, Mucorales, Mucoraceae. The record is from RefSeq and is a predicted model, not a curated record. Gene Ontology annotation, molecular function: protein binding.